This is a messenger RNA of Penaeus vannamei (Pacific white shrimp), 6129 nucleotides long. The record is from RefSeq and is a predicted model, not a curated record. NCBI's taxonomy places the organism in Eukaryota, Metazoa, Arthropoda, Malacostraca, Decapoda, Penaeidae.
AAAACCCUGAGGAGGCUCGCAGUCCAGGAUUUACAUAAUUUACAUAGACUUUGAAUAAGAGCGCGACAGCAGGAUAAAUGAGUGAGCGAUAGUCAUAACCGCAGAGGGACGGUGUAGUGGGGUGCCGUGAGCGUGGUGUGCAAGAGAGGAGCGUGAGCUGCGUGCAGGAUGGCCACCAUUGACGGACGACCGGCGCAGUAUGGCGUCACGCUCAAGCAACUGCGCGAGCUCAUGGAGCUGCGCGGUGGGGAGGGCAUAGAGCGCUUGGAUAGUGAGUUCGGCGGCAUCCUCGAGCUUACCAAGAAGCUCUACUCCUCUCCCACCAAUGGGUUGAGCGGGAAUGCCAGUGACAUGGAGCACCGACGACAAACCUUCGGCUCCAAUGUCAUACCACCGAAGCCUCCAAAAACAUUCCUCACCUUGGUGUGGGAGGCGCUACAAGAUGUAACUCUUAUUAUCCUUCAGGUGGCUGCUGUGGUGUCCUUAGGUCUCUCCUUUUACAAACCCCCUGCAGAAAGUUCAUCAGGUCCACAAGUUGGUCAUCACGAUGAGGGAGAGGAAGAAGCAGGAUGGAUCGAGGGAGUGGCCAUUCUUAUAUCUGUGGCAGUAGUUGUUUUUGUCACAGCCUUUAAUGACUACACAAAAGAAAAACAGUUUCGAGGUCUACAAAGCCGCAUUGAGGGCGAGCACAAAUUCUCUGUUAUUCGAGGAGGAGAAGUCCAUGAUAUUGGAGUGGGAGAUAUUGUCGUUGGUGAUAUUUGCCAAAUCAAAUAUGGUGACUUGUUACCUACAGAUGGAAUCUUGAUACAAAGCAAUGACCUAAAGAUUGAUGAGUCCUCGCUAACUGGAGAGUCAGACCAUGUAAAGAAGGGGGCUGACACAGAUCCUAUGGUGCUCUCAGGGACACAUGUAAUGGAGGGCAGUGGAAAAAUGCUGGUGACUGCAGUAGGUGUAAAUUCUCAAGCUGGCAUUAUCUUUACACUUUUGGGUGCUGCUGCAGAUGAAGAAGAAGUUGAAGCUAAGAAGAGGAAAAAAGAGGCCAAAAAGCAGCGGAAAAAGCAGAAGAAGGGCGACUCAGGAGAAGAGUUGAUUGUCGCCAAUCCUAGCAAGCAAGGAGAGGGUGAGGCUGGAGCCGUGACGGGUAACUCUCACCACGCAACAGCAAACUCUGCCAACGCUGACGGUGAUGUGAGAAACAACAAACAUUCAAAGGAAGAGGAAGAAGGAGAAGAAGGUGGAGCCUCUGGGGGUGGAGGACAUGAGAAGUCUGUCCUGCAGGCCAAGCUGACAAAGUUGGCCAUUCAGAUAGGUUAUGCUGGUUCAUUCAUCGCUGUGCUCACUGUUGUGAUUCUAAUAGUCCGUUUCUGCGUACAAACCUUUGUUUUGGAAGGCAAACCAUGGGACACAUUUUAUGCAAACCAUUUUGUCAAGUUCUUCAUCAUUGGUGUAACUGUGUUGGUGGUGGCUGUGCCUGAGGGUCUUCCCCUUGCUGUUACACUGUCUUUGGCUUACUCUGUAAAGAAAAUGAUGAAAGAUAACAACUUGGUGCGACAUUUGGAUGCUUGUGAAACUAUGGGUAAUGCAACAGCUAUUUGUUCUGACAAAACUGGAACCCUCACCACUAACCGCAUGACAGUUGUUCAGUCAUACAUCUGUAGUGAAGAUCAUAAGACUACUCCAAAGUUUGAGUCAUUACCACAUGCAGUGGGUGACCUCUUGGUGAACGCCAUUAGCAUCAACUCUGCCUAUACAUCCCGUGUUUUGCCAGGCGACAACCCAGGAGAUCUCCCAAAGCAGGUUGGCAACAAAACAGAAUGUGCACUGUUAGGAUUUGUUUUGGAUCUUGGAAAAAGUUACCAGGUUAUUCGGGAUGAAGUCACUGAAGAAAACUUUCAUCGUGUAUACACCUUCAAUUCAGUACGAAAAUCUAUGUCAACGGUGGUGCCUCGCAACGGAGGCUACCGCAUUUAUACUAAAGGUGCCUCUGAAAUUGUCAUGAAAAAGUGCUCCUUCAUCCAUGGCAAAGAUGGCAGAUUAGAGAAUUUCACAAGGUCAAUGCAGGAACGUCUUGUAAGAGAAGUAAUUGAGCCUAUGGCAUGUAAUGGUCUUCGCACAAUCUCAGUUGCAUAUAGAGACUUUGUCACAGGGAAAGCUGAAAUUAACCAACGAUACCACGCUUAUCAUCAACACUACCAUGACGCGCUGUUGACUUCUGUUAUAACGUGAAUCCGGCAAAUUGUAGUCGUGGAGUCUGUGAGAGCUUUCAACGCUGAGAGUGGGCGAGGCACUUGCCGAUGCCAUGUGCGAAAGUGCCAGCGGGCAGGCAUCAGCUGUGGCGCGAAUGGGUGCACCGGAGAUAAUAUCAACACUGCCCGCUCCAUUGCUAGCAAAUGUGGAAUUCUUAGACCUGGGGACAAUAGUCUCAUUCUAGAGGGAAAAGAGUUUAAUAGGAGAGUAAGAGAUGCAUCAGGAAAGGUAAGAACUUAUCAGCAACAUUUAAUUGACAAAGUCUGGCCAAGCUGCUGUCUGGCUCGUUCCUCUCCUACGGACAAGUAUACCCUGGUCAGAGGUAUGGCAUUGAGUUAUUAAAUAGUGUUGUCAUUAGUCAUCUCAAAAUAUUAUGAUUUUGAUCUGAAUUUCAAAAAGAUUAUUUCCAUGAUUUUGUUUCAACAGGGCAUUGCUGGUACUGAUGUCGCCAAAGAGGCAUCAGACAUUAUUCUCACUGACGACAAUUUUACUUCAAUCGUCAAAGCUGUCAUGUGGGGAAGGAAUGUGUAUGAUUCCAUUGCAAAAUUUCUGCAGUUCCAGUUGACAGUAAAUGUUGUUGCUGUCGUUGUGGCUUUUGUUGGUGCCUGUGCCAUUAAUGAUAGUCCUCUCAAGGCUGUACAAAUGUUGUGGGUGAACCUUAUCAUGGAUACUUUGGCUUCCUUGGCACUUGCAACAGAAGCUCCCACACCCGAUCUCCUGCUACGAAAGCCAUAUGGGCGCACUAAGCCUCUCAUCUCUCGCACCAUGAUGAAGAAUAUCCUUGGUCAAGCCAUGUACAUGAUUUGUGUUAUAUUUGUUUUGUUAUUUUAUGGUGAUAAGUUGUUAGACAUUGACUCUGGUCGUUAUGCUGACAUCCGUGACCCGCCAUCCCAGCACUUCACCAUUAUCUUCAACACUUUCGUCAUGAUGACUCUCUUCAACGAAAUCAAUGCACGGAAAAUUCACGGACAGCGCAAUGUGUUCCAGGGUUUCUUUACUAAUCCCAUUUUCUACAGCAUCUGGCUUAGUACACUAGCUAGUCAGAUUGUGAUAGUACAGUUUGGUGGUAUGGCAUUUUCAACGCAAGCCCUGUCACUGGAGCUGUGGUUAUGGUGUCUGCUCUUUGGAUGUGGAGUGCUACUCUGGGGACAGGUUGUCACCUCCAUCCCAACCAAAAAGCUACCUAAGAAUGUAUUCUCGUAUGGAUCAGGGGAGCCUAUAAACGAUCCCAUUGCUGAUCUGGCCAGUGAAGACAAGCUGGAUUCGGACGGAAAGGACAGCAAGCGGACGGGUCAGAUUUUGUGGAUCCGUGGCUUGACCCGACUCCAGACUCAGGUCAUUGGAGGCACGUUGCAGGAGCGGCUGAUACCCGUACCGUAUAGCAAGACCUCCACAGACCAGGCUAUUCGAGUAGUUAAUGCGUUUCGGCAGGGGCUUGAUGCACGGCCUUCCAACCCAAACCUGGCGGCAGUGCUGAAGAAGCAGACGUCCCUGAGCAAACGGUUGUCCCAGGGGUCUUCACUGGAGUAUGCCGACAUGUGUCCGGAUCCAGAAGAAUUAACAGUGCCAGAGAUCGACGUUGAGCGUUUAUCCUCACACAGUCACACCGAGACUGCUGUGUAGGCCCUAGUGUAGGCCCCCAUGCCGCUUUCUCAGGGCCAACUGCACCUCCAGCAGCAGUAGCAGCACUGGCAGCAACAGUAGUGUGAUCAGCAGCAGCAGCAGCAGCAGCAACAGCCAUUAGCCACUACCGUAGUAGCUAGCGGGUGCCACCUGUGGUGUGGUGCCUAGGUGCUGGGCUCCGUCGCGACUGACAAUGACUGACUGCGAUAAUCAGGGUGGCUCGGGCGGGCUAAGGCGGUGACAGUUCAUGUUUGGGAGAGAGAGAGAGAGAGAAAAAAAAAAAAACUGUGGGUGCUGUGCACACCUGUUAUUGGUGGCGGUGGGCUGCCUGGGCUCCCGUGAGUUGUCUUCCUGGGGGCCUGCUGUCCUGCAUCUACCCAGCCUGAACACACCCCUUAAGGGGCAUGCCCAACUGUCCCUCCGCCUGUGCCCACCUCUGGUGCACACCCACACUCACUGGUGUAAGCCAAGGACUCACUUUAACAGUGUGCCGCCGCGCCCGUUGUUUCAUCAUGUCCUACUGUUAAUAGUCUUGUGUAUAGUAAGGGUUGUUAUUGCAUAGUCUACCAAUUAUAGAUAUGGUAAAGGGUUUUUGCCAGAGGGUUAGAUCUGUUGAACAAUACUAAGGACAAAUUACCAUUAUACCUGUAGUCAAAGGACGUUUUAAAACUCUCUAAAGAAGUUGUGGAAACUUGUAUAUUCAUGAAUGUUCUUGGUUCUUGUUUUCUAAAACCAUGUUGGCUGUUCCUGAUACUAGAGUCUAUACAUCUCUGUUUUGUUUAUGUUUGGCAGUAUUGUUUUGUCCAUUUGCUGUGUAUGGAAGAUGAGACCUAGGUUGUAUGACUGGUGGUACCUCUUAGCUUAAGUGGUAUGAUCGUUGCAUUGCUACAAGUUGUGUGGUGGAGCCAGCCUUGUUAUGAGCCCGGCUUCACAACACAACCACUACUGAUGUCUAGGUUUAAUCAGACAUCUUUGCAUUUAAUACUAAUAAUCCUAACAUCAUGGGGGUCGUUUUUAUGGAGCAAUAGUUGUUUUGAAGUAUAUAUAAUAGUGAUGAUGCUUGUCAAUAAUUCAAUCACUGAAGGUAAUUGUCAUGUUAUGUAAUUAACAAUAUUACAAAUGAACUGGUGCACGGUUGUUCACGACCUUAUCACCUGUUAUAAUGUUGGCUAGCCAAUGGAACCAAUUUUAUUUGUUGUGCCCAUGUGAGGAGCACUCCAGAGGCCUGCAAUUGUGUACGGCCACCCUGGGAGUAAGCCCUAGGACUUUUUCAUGCCCCUGCAAGCACUAAGUACUGACCUAGGAUAUUUCCUUGGAUCUAGCUUCAGUGCUCUUGUUAAAAAAUGUGGAAACCCGUAGGGGAGCUUGACUUUACCCAUGGAAAUAUGGCAUUUAAACUUGCCAGUCAACAUCCCCGACCCCACCACCUGCUCUUACCUCCCCGCGCCCUCCCCAGAAAAAAAAGAAAGAAAUCCCCAAAUCUCCCCCCCCCCUGUCUUUCCUCCCCUCUCCAUUCUCCAUCACCAUUCCCGGAAUCCCCCGCCCCCACCCUGCCCCCACCCCUAACUAUCACAUUUCACCACUCCAGGUUGACUCGAUGUCUGUUUGCGUGGUCUGCCCUCUACCAUCCUGUUCUUAGGUGUGGCAAAUAUGCAUUAGUUUUAAGUCAGUUCUCUGGGCUGUUCACCAAACCAUUACACAUAACAAAUUGUAGUCAAUAGCGAACAGUUAUUUCAUUCUUUUCCGUAGAGAAAGUGAAGGAUUUUCUAAAUACUGAAAUGUUGUAAAUCCAAUAAAUGUUAAUGUAAAAUGGUAGAGAUAACCAAGAUAAACCUUCUGUAAAUCUUCAGUAAAUCUUCAGUCAUUUUGUGAUGCUCGUCUCUUGACAUGUCAGCCACGACACUCCUUAACCUUAUGUUUGUCAACUAAUUCUAGGACUGAGGAAGUCUAAGAUCACUGGAAGUUUGAUAAGAAAAAGGCCUUGUACUUCUUCUCUUUGUCCAUUAUCUGAUGUGUGUGUGUGUGGGUCCAUGGAUGGUUUGUGCAGUGUGGAGCUGCGAGGCCCAACAUGACUCCUGAGAAGCAAAGGAUAUGAGUCUGGCUUCCGUUGUGAUGAUGCUCUGUCACCAACCAUGCACUCGAACGCGCGUAGUACUUUAGAUUUUUCGUGGAUAUAAACAAAUGGCUUCUAUUGUUAAUAGGAAAGAACAUUACUUGUUGCGUUUGUUAACUUUAAAAAUACAGGUUUUCAAGAGUCCA